CAAAUCCCAGCACCCCGACGUCGAAAUAUGGAUAGCAGAUUAUCAGGCAGUGGCAUGGGCAUUCCAAUGACAUCAACAAGAGGGCUACUUCUUUCUAAACCUUAUGAACCCCAUUAUCCUCUUUCUAAUUCCAAAAUCAACGGCCUAGAAAGAAAAGGCAGUUUCGCAGUCGCGAUUAAAGAUCAUGCGAGCUUAGUGCCCAAACUAAUGGAACUUGUGAAACAGAAGUUGAAUUAUGGUGCCAAAAUCCUACCACUUGGCCGUGAAGCAAAAAUCUUCAGGAAAAGUUUCAGUACCAAGGAUGGUGAGAAGUUGUUGCAUGCCUCCCGUUGCUACAUAUACACAACAGCAGGUGCGAUUGCAGGCAUCCUAUUCAUGUCUAGCGAAAGGGUUGGAUUUUCCAGUGAUAGAUCCCUCCAAACGUAUUCGACAACUGGAGAGACCUUAAAGUUCCAAUAUAAGGUGUCAAUCCCGUUGGAAAAGAUAAAAGGAGUAGGCGAGAGCAUGAGCAUGAAGAACAAGUAUGUGGAGUUGGUAACCAUGGACGAUUUCAGUUUCUGGUUUAUGGGCUUUCCGAAUUACAGAAAAACUCUAGGACACCUUCAUAGGACAAUCAGUCCAGACUGCUUAAGCAACUGAUGUAGAACAUCAGUCCUCAACUCCAUGUAAAUUUCUAAUAGACAACAUUAUGUAGUACGGAUACAUCCACCAAUCAGAACAUGUAUAUAUUUUUG
Molecule: messenger RNA, 734 nt
Organism: Cynara cardunculus var. scolymus (artichoke)
Lineage: Eukaryota; Viridiplantae; Streptophyta; Magnoliopsida; Asterales; Asteraceae
Product: GEM-like protein 7
Exons: 3
Coding region: 28-639 (203 amino acids)
Source: RefSeq, a predicted model, not a curated record